Molecule: messenger RNA, 4296 nt
Organism: Rotaria sp. Silwood2
Lineage: Eukaryota; Metazoa; Rotifera; Eurotatoria; Philodinida; Philodinidae
Source: the annotation of a GenBank genome assembly
AUGAUGAGUUUGAAAGGGACAAUCAAUCAAAUCUUUUAUAAUAAUACUAAUUAUGUGUUCACACAACAAGUACUCAAUCAAGCUCGAUCACUCAAAUCUUUAUCCAAUGAUUUAUACACAGAUCCACUUCGUUUUGUUUAUGAACUUGUGCAAAACUGUGAUGAUGCUUGUCAACCGAAAUCUAUAGUACGCAUCGCCAUUUUGGAUCAUUGUUAUUUAAUCGUUGGACAUAAUGGAAAACCAUUUGACACGGAAGAUGUAGAAAGUCUAUGCAAUAUUGGAUGUAGUACAAAAAGACAAGAUGUGCAAAAAACAGGUUAUAAGGGUUUAGGAUUUAAGGCUGUUUUUGGAAAAUCUGAUUAUGUACUAAUUGCAUCCAAAGGCGAAUAUUUUCGAUUUGAAGCUAACUCUAAAGUAUUUAAUUGGAAUCCAAAAUGGGGAACUAAUCAAAUGACAUGGGAACAAAUGAAUAAUAAAACAUUUGAAUUUCCUUGGCAAAUAUGUCCUAUUUGGACUGAAAAAAAUGAAGUACCUGAAUCGAUUCAAAAAUGGCUUUUAGGACAAAUUGAUGCUGUAGUAACUAUAAUUCGUUUGAAAAACAUCGAAGAAACACAAAAUGCUAUCAAACAAUUAACAGAUCAACCUCAUGUAUUCAUGUUUCUUCGAAAUAUCAGAACUGUUAAAUUUUCUUUUAAUUCUUCAAAUGAAACAAGUUUAAACAUAACUAUUCUUCGAGAUGGUUCUGUAAGAGUUGUAUAUGAUUGGAAAUUUAUAUCACAUUGGUUAUUAUGUACAUGUAAGAUAGAUGUUCCUGAUAAUGCACGACAUGAUUUUCGUUUACCAGAAAAACUUCAAGAUGCAAAACAAACAGAAAUUAUUCUUGCUGCAAAAAUUGAUAAAAACGAUAAUAUUGAAAGCGUUCAAGGUCGUAACAAUGCAUUAUUUGCUUAUCUUCCAACGAAAAUAAUAACCUAUAAUUUACCUAUAUUAGUCAAUGCCAAUUUCUUAACUAAUGCUAGUCGAGAACAUAUACAUACAGAUUCAGUAUGGAAUCAAUUUCUUUUUUCUCGUAUUCCACAUGAAAUGAUUAAAUGGAUAGGAAAACUAAUGAAACAAAAUAAAUGGAGUGAUAAAGCUCUUGAUCUUUUACCGAAUCCUAUUUCUGUUAACGAUAAUCUGGCUAAAAAAUAUAAUGACAAUUGUUCAAAUGCAGCAACAGAAGUACCUUUUAUAGUAAAUUCUUCCAAGGAAUUAUUAAAACCCAGCGAAGCUGUCAUUGAUACAACAGAUUUUUCAAAUCAAAAUUGUAUCGGAAAUAAAUUAAUUCGUGAUUUUAUUUUACGUACUAUUUCUCCAACAUCUCAUAUUGCAUGUCAACCUUUUAUUCGUAAUAGUAAACGAAUUCGUAAAUUUAAUAUUCUUGUCUUUGACUGGAACAACUGCAUAGACAUGUUGAAUUCCAAUGAUUUUCAAAUAAGUUUUACACCUGAACAAGACAUUCAAUUUAUUGUCUAUCUAUAUAAUAAUCAACAUCAACAACAAAUUGAAGCUCGGUUAAGAAAAUUACCAUUUCUUAUGGAUCGUAUGGGAAUACUUCGAAUGACAAACGAAAUUUAUAUACCAUCACAAUUUAGUAAUGCAGAUUGGGUAGAAACAAAUGAUACUGAUCCAUAUGUACAUGAAAAUAUAAUAUUAUGGCUACAGACUGAGUCUUUAGUCUUUCAAUGGCUUAAAUCAUUAGGUGUAAUGGAGAAAACAGAUGAAAUAUUUAUAAAUCGAAAAAUCCUACCAAAUGUUCGUAAUUAUAUAACAUUAGAAAAUGCUUUACCUACUGUAAAGAAAUUAUUUAAUAGUUUUCAACGUGGUGAAAUACAUGAUAAUCUUUUACAAAAAUUGAAUAAAUUGAAAUUAUUUUCUCUUGAACAAACUUUAGUACCUGCUGAUGAAUUAUAUUUUUCUGAUUCAUAUUUACCUCGUCUUUCUUUACAUAAUUUUCAUCUAGAUGAAGCAAAAUUUUUGUCUCCAAUUUAUUUAAAUGAAAUUAAAGGUAUUACAAAUAAGCUAAAACAAUUUUUUCUUUUAUUGGGUCCUAUCGAUUUAAACAAACAGAAAAUCUUUUCUCAAUACAAUUCAUUACAAUUUCAACAUUGUCUUAUUCUUCGAUUUCUUGAUGUUACUCAAAUAAAUUACGAUUUUGCUCUUUACUUUUGGCAACAUGUUAUAUAUUCAAUUAAUAUCAACCUACUAAAUGAAAGAGAAACACUCAUUUGUAAUCAACAACAAAUUCGUAAAAUUGAUAAUUUACCGUAUUGGUUUGUUCGAGCACGAAUAUGUAUUCCAACUACGACGAAACAAUUAUUAAAAAGCACAGAUGUUUUCUCAAGUGAUUUAAAACUGAUUGCUGGAGAUUUAUUGCCUGUUUUUGCUUGCGCUACUUCGAUACCAUUUCCUACUGAUUGGCAACGUUUCUUUCAAUUUAAAACUGAAUUUUCUAUUCAAGAUUAUAUUCAAUUAUUAAAUUUAUUGUAUGAUCGUUCAAAGAAUAUUAUUCUUAACGACGAAAAUGAAACAUAUAUCCAACGUGUUUAUACUAGUAUGAUCAAAUGUCUUUCAAAUAUUGAUAGAAAAUAUAUUGAUCAAUGUCGACCAAAAGGACCUUUGUAUUUACUUAGUACAAUAAAUAAUGAAUUUCUUCCUUCUACAAAUCUUGUCAUUUCUUUAAACAAAGAUUUUAUUUUGCCUAAUCAAAUUCCUCAACUUAAAUUAAGUACAGGAAAUUCACAUGAUUAUAAUUUAACAUAUCUUCUUGAUUUUUUUAAUAUACAACAAAUUAAAAUCAAUGAUUUAGCAUUACCUUCUAACAUUAGUGUACAACCUUCACUUUUCUUACGAGCAAAAUUACGUGAUAUGCAAGCAUAUCUAUUUCAAUUAAUUCAAUCUCGAAAUAUUACGAAUCAUUGUAUUGACUAUGAUCUAGAAAUAUUCGAAGUCGAUCAAUUGGUAUUAUAUUAUAAAGAAAAAAUUCCUGUUCUACAAAUACAUAUUCAUGUUAUUGAUCAUCGACUGUAUGUUACACGACCUUGGAAUUCAAAUGAAGUUAUGUCAAAAUUACCUCAAAUUCUUUGCAAACAAUUCAAACUACCAUCGAAUAUCGAAUCAGAUAUUCGUCAAUUUUUACUUGAUGAAAAAACUAUUCCUUCAACAAUGCAUAUUUUACCAGAUUCUUCAAUAGAUUUUAAAGAUAUCAAUGGAACUCGUGGAAAAUUCGCCAUGAUUAUUGAUCGUGAUAACAAACAACUUUUCAAUCAUCUAGAAAUUACCGAUACAACGACUUCAGCUGAACUUCUUACCAAAGCACUUAAUGCACAACAUUCUCCAUUUUCUGGCUAUGUAUAUCAUUACACACAUUUGGAAAAUGUAGUUUCCAUUCUUCGAGACAAUGCUAUUAAAUGUCGAAAUAAUUUAUCUUCUAAUGAUUUCAAAGAUUCUGCUGCUAAAAAUAUAAUUCAGACAACUCGCUAUGAAAUUAAAGAUUAUGCACGUUUUUAUUUUCGACCAUUGACACCAACACAAUACUAUAAUGAAAAUCUUGGUUUACCAAAUCUAUCAAAUCGAUACGGUAAUCAACCUAUGUGUCCAGUACCAAUUAUUUUUCGUAUUGAUUUAGCAGCUAUACUUUCUAUUGAAGAUAUUCAAUGGAAAGUUAGUUUAGGUAAUAUGGCAAGUUCUCAAACCGAAUUCGAUUAUAGUCUAAAUGUUGUAAGAAAAUUUGAUUUUCAAGGUGUAUUUUCUGAUUUACGUAUAGAACGUGGUAAAUAUAGUUCACAACAGGAAUUUCUUAUUAAAUCACAAUUAAAUUUUGAUCAACUUCAACAAGAAAAUAUUACAAUUAUAUAUCAAGAUGAAAAUGCACGUUAUAGUUUAGAACGUAUGAUUUCACAUAAUUAUCCUUCAAAUAUUGAUACAUCAUUCUUUUAUGGUUGUAAUUCUCGAAUCAUAAUAGACUCGACUGGUACUACUAAUGAAAUUAAUGUUUAUAUUAAUGACUUAAAUCCAUCAAGAGUUUAUGGUCAUCUAAUUUUACAAUUGUCUGGUACAAAUGAAAAUCGAACAAUACAAGGCAAUUUAAAGGCAUCAUUUCAACGAGGUACCAUAUCAACUGUUUAUUCAACUCAACAAUUUUCGUUUAUUGCUAAUAUGAAUGAUACUCAAUAUGCUAUCUAUUAUGAAUAUGAAAAUCAAGUAUGGCUUAUUCAUACGAAUUCGUCUCAAGCACGUUUCAUUUCACCAAUAUAG